AUGGCCAAGGAUUCGCUGGACGACCCGUAUAACGGCUGUGUCACCGCGAGAGAGCUCAAACUCCAGAAGCCGGGCUACGUCCCCCUCCCCAAGAAAUACCUCAAAACCUGGCAAACGGCCAUCGCGCAUGUGGCCGAACUCGGCCACCACGCCCUCGGCAACUUCAACCGGAUGUACGCCACCGCCCUGAUGGCCUACACCAUCGGAGACCACUUUUACAGCGAUUUCAACGCGGCCGUACGCCAAGCCGGGCGAUCCAAACACGCUUACGUCCAUUUCCCCUUCAAGGACUACUUCCUCCUCCUCAAUCGGGCCCUCCAGGCCAUGAAGACGGGGCCCGCUUGCUACGAAGUCUACCGCGGGAUCCACGGCGUCCGUUUCACCCUUCCCGCUAAGGUGGUGCGCUUCGGACAGUUCACCUCUUCCUCCAUGAUCCAAAAGGUGUCGCAAGGCUUCGGCGAGGACACCUUCUUCUCCAUCCGCACCUGUCACGGCGUGCCCAUCUCGCCGUUCACCUUGCGCCCGUACCAACUGGAAGUCAUCAUCCCGCCCUACGAGACCUUCACCGUCGUCAGCCACCAGAAGACCCCGAAGGGCGUCUACGUCCGGCUGGAGUCCCGCGGCGUCUACCACCGCUUCAACUGCGAAAGCCUGAAAGCGCUCGCCCGUACGCUGAUCCGUCCUCUUACUCAGUCAUCCCACGAAGAGCCUCAAGGCCCACUCCUCUCGA
This is a messenger RNA of Pseudonaja textilis, 730 nucleotides long. RefSeq names its product NAD(P)(+)--arginine ADP-ribosyltransferase 2-like. The record is from RefSeq and is a predicted model, not a curated record. Lineage: Eukaryota; Metazoa; Chordata; Lepidosauria; Squamata; Elapidae. Gene Ontology annotation, molecular function: NAD+-protein-arginine ADP-ribosyltransferase activity; NAD+ poly-ADP-ribosyltransferase activity.